UUCCAACUCCUUUGGAUAUUUCAACCUCAUUGUCCUCUUUGGAGUCGUCUCUUCCUCACCAUCACUUCUCUACAAACCCACCACCCCAACCGCAGUAUUUUAAUCAACCCUACAACUCAAAAACAAGCUUCGGAAAUAACCCAACAAUGUGGACAACAAACGUUGACGGAGGCCAGCAGCGACGGGAUUCACAAUACCGAUUUGGAAUGGGUGAAAAUGGAGUUGAGAGAGGAGGAGGAUUUGGACGAGGAGGAAAUGAACCUUUCAACUAUUGGAGCUUUGUCCCCAAUGAUUCUUACAUGGACACCGGAGUGGGAAGCACUGGUGGAGGAGGAAUUGAAGAGGGAAUACAAGGAAGUUAUCCUCCACCAGGAACUUCUCAUGGAUAUUCCGAUUGGAUCGCCAACUCUUCCACCGCCGCUAAAGCAGGAGCCUCUCAGUGUUGUGUUUGUCGGGCCUGAGUCAGGGACUCAGGCUGCUGCCACAAAUUUUAUUCAAAAUGCCAACAACUUUGAUUACUCUCCCCCACACCAAAACCCUCCUCAAUAUCCCCAACAACAAAACGAACAUUGGAUUGACGGAAAUUUUGGAGAGAACAACACCCACUGGCAACAACAAGAAAAUAACCAGCAGCAGCAAUAUUUUAACUCCGAGCCACACUAUCAGAAUUAUCAGCAACCUUAUGGCACGUUUAUAGGCGAAGAGGAGUAUAAUGAGGAUAUGGGGACUAGUACCAUCCCAACAGUCUCUUCAACCUCACCCACAGCUAGCGCCUUCGAGCCUUUGAGUGUAUGCUCCUCUGCCUGCACAUGGAGUUCAGGAGGAGGAGGUGAAUACUCUUCUUCCUCACAAGAUGAAAUUUAUGAAGAAAUCCAACGAGAAUGUGCAGAAAUCGAACGGAGAUCGUUCUCGCGUUCACCACAGGAGAAGGGAACAGAAAAGCAAUCUUUGAAGAAUUCUUCAAAAAUUUUGGAAAAAUUACCACGUGCAGAGCGCAAAAAAGAAUUAAACAGAGUUGCUGCAACUCGUUAUAGAGAGAAGAAACGUAAAGAAAGAGAAGAAGCUGUUGGGGAAAUGGCUAAAUUGGAAAGUAGAAAUUCGGCAUUAAAAUCAGAAAUAGCUGCAGUUCGGGCAGAAAUUAAUUAUUUGAAAGGGUUGGCAAAGGAAAUUGAAACUGUUAGGCGUACUAAGAUAAUAAGUUGA
This is a messenger RNA of Meloidogyne enterolobii, 1203 nucleotides long. NCBI's taxonomy places the organism in Eukaryota, Metazoa, Nematoda, Chromadorea, Rhabditida, Meloidogynidae. The record is from the annotation of a GenBank genome assembly.